AUGUGCGCGAGUAAUGACGAUUGUAUGAACAAUGGAAAGUGCGUGUUUUUCAGCGAUAGAUGGAUGUGCAGAUGCACUUUUGACUUUUCCGGGGAUUUCUGCCAGUUAAAUGCUUACGACCCUGGCUUCACAAAAAAUGAAGAAAUUCCCACCGCUGCCCAGCAGGAUAAAAUAAACGCUUAUAUUUUCUACCUUCUUGCUGGCCUUAUCGCGAUCAUAAUCCUGCUCCUCUACAAAAUAACCUCGCUAAGCCGAACUGUAACAACCCGAAACUUCACGAUCCGACAACUGAGCUACCGUGGCCCUUCCUCAACCUCUACUGUAUGA
This is a messenger RNA of Oikopleura dioica, 327 nucleotides long. The record is from the annotation of a GenBank genome assembly. Lineage: Eukaryota; Metazoa; Chordata; Appendicularia; Copelata; Oikopleuridae.